AUUAGCAAUUAUCUUUUCUUUUUUUUUUUAAUAAUAAAGACUCUCUUUCUAGAAAAACAAUGUGUUUUUAUUUUAUAGAUGGUUAACAUUUGUGUGAACAUAAGAACGAAAGUUUAAAAGCCUAAAGUCUGUUCACACAUUGGUGACACUUAUGGGAGUGUCUUUCUCGCAAUGUUUAAAAGCACAUCCUUUGGGGAGAGUCAGGAGUUUUAGCGUAGAACACUUCUCAGGCUGAGCUGUAGUGUUUGUGAGCCUCCUGUAAACGUUUCUAAAGAAAAUGGAGAAUCAAGACCAUAAUCAAAGCAGAGAGGCUCCUGGUACAGGGAACACCCAGCGACCCUUCAACAUGAAUCAUUACGCUACUAAGAAGAGUGCGGCGCAGAGCAUGCUGGAUGUGGCUCUUCUGAUGGCGAACUCCUCUCAGCUGAAGUCCGUGCUUCAUUCAGGAGCGCAGCACCGCUUCUACGUUCCUCUCCUCGCUCUGAUCUCACUCUCCAUCUCACUGCAGGUCAUCGUAGGCCUCCUGCUCAUCUUCAUCGUGAAGUAUGACCUGAAUGACGUAAAGAAACAGAUGAGGCUCAACACAAUGAAUAAUGUGGCCACUGUUUUUGUGUUCUUCACUGUUCUUAUCAACAUCAUCAUAACAGCACUGGGGUUUGAGUCUGGAGGGUGAGCAGUCUCAUUAGCGAAUGGCAUUAUUUUCCAGACUUUAGAGUCUGCAGGAAUGUCAAAUUGAAGUUUUACUGAAUUUACAUUUCUUUUUCAGAAGCAGCAUCUGAUAUUACAGUUCUUCAGAAAAAUAUAUUUAAGGACUGCUCACACAUUGUUGGUACCAUUGACUGUAAAUGUCAAGCUUUUUUCUUCCAUUUUUCUCAUCCAUACAGAUAUUGUCAUGUAUGGUUUUUGAUCUCAUGAGUUCUUUAUCAAAGUGAAGGUAUCCAUAUCUAAGUAAUGUGCAAUUUAAUGUUUUUUUUUUUAAAUCCUUAAUUUGUUACGGUUUAUUUACUUCACUGACUGCAAACAAGAAACCAAGACUUUGCAAUGUAAUCUUACCAGGCAUCUGCUUUGUCUUUCCUAGAGCCUAAACAUACCAGAUGUAUUUACACAUGUGGAACCAAUACUGCUAAAAACCUGAAGAAACUCUACUUUUAAUGUUUGGUUUGUUUUGUUCCUUGGUCGAAGGAUUUAACAAUCAAUAAA
Molecule: messenger RNA, 1200 nt
Organism: Puntigrus tetrazona (Sumatra barb)
Lineage: Eukaryota; Metazoa; Chordata; Actinopteri; Cypriniformes; Cyprinidae
Exons: 3
Coding region: 278-673 (131 amino acids)
Biological process (GO): cell adhesion; tissue regeneration
Cellular component (GO): membrane
Source: RefSeq, a predicted model, not a curated record